Messenger RNA from Lutzomyia longipalpis, 1857 nucleotides. Its product is annotated as protein tumorous imaginal discs, mitochondrial-like. Gene Ontology annotation, biological process: response to heat; protein folding; mitochondrion organization. Lineage: Eukaryota; Metazoa; Arthropoda; Insecta; Diptera; Psychodidae. Bases 156 to 1727 code for a protein of 523 amino acids. Gene Ontology annotation, cellular component: mitochondrion. The transcript has 3 exons. Gene Ontology annotation, molecular function: heat shock protein binding; ATP binding. The record is from RefSeq and is a predicted model, not a curated record.
GGAAAAACGCAGAAUUUGUAAGAAAAAACUUAAGAAGUUUAUAAUAUCAGGCGCGUAAUAAAAUAGCCCUGCAUUACCGACCCAGCCAAACGCAUCGCCGUCAAUUUUGUCAAUUUUGACAACCACGUUGUGCGCGAGCUGUCAAAAUCAACGCAAUGGCCCGUGCAAUUUCCCGUAUAAAUGCGAAUUUUGCGCGAUUUGGCCCCCUUCGUUCCCUUUUCUCCGCACAAAAGCGCGAGAUAAGUAUCUGUAUUGUUUGCCACAACCGGAAUGGAGCCCCCACAUUGGGUGUCUUGGCGGGGAAACACGGAGCAAAAGGAAAUUCUAGCAUAGCAGGAAGUCGAGGUAUUCACACGACUGGUCAGCUACUGCGAGUGAACUACUACGACAUUCUGGGUGUGUCAAAGGGUGCCACGGCGAAGGAGAUCAAAAAGGCAUACUACGAUCUGGCCAAAAAGUACCAUCCAGACACAAAUAAGGAUGAUCCGAAUGCCAGCAAGAAGUUCCAGGAAGUCUCCGAGGCGUACGAGGUGCUGAGUGAUGAGACAAAGCGCCGGGAGUACGAUACAUUCGGGCAGACGUCUGAGCAAAUGGGACGUGCUGGUGGAGCAGCUCACGGGCCACAGGGUUUCUCGCAGCACUGGCAAUUCCGCUCCACAAUCGACCCCGAGGAGCUCUUCCGCAAAAUCUUCGGCGAGGGCGGCUUCCGGCCGGGACAUGAUGACUUUGCUGAGUCCCAAUUUGGCUUUGGGGCUGCGCAGGAGAUCAUUGUGAAGCUGACUUUCGCCCAGGCGGCACGAGGGGUCAGUAAAGACUUGGAAGUUAAUGUGGUGGACACGUGCCCCAAGUGUAGGGGGUCCCGAUGUGAGCCGGGAACAAAGCCCGGACGCUGUCAGUACUGCAACGGAACGGGGAUGGAAACCAUCUCAACGGGACCCUUUGUCAUGCGCUCCACAUGUCGCUACUGUCAGGGCACGCGGCAGUACAUCAAGUAUCCGUGUGGGGAGUGCGAUGCAAAGGGGCAGACGGUGCAAAGGAGACGCAUCACGGUGCCCGUACCAGCUGGCGUGGAGGAUGGGCAAACGGUGCGGAUGAACGUGGGCAAUAAGGAGCUCUUCAUCACAUUCAGAGUGGAAAAAAGCAACUACUUCCGUCGCGACGGUGCUGAUGUCCACACAGAUGCCUCAAUUUCCCUGUCACAGGCAAUUCUGGGUGGUACAAUUCGCAUCCAGGGCGUGUAUGAGGAUCAAAUAAUCCAAAUAAUGCCCGGAACGUCGUCACACACGCGCAUCUGCCUCUCCGGGAAGGGCAUGAAGCGCGUCAAUUCCUACGGGCAUGGGCAUCACUAUGUCAACGUUAAAAUUCAAAUUCCCACAAAGCUCAGCAGCGAGCAGAAGGCCCUCAUUCAGGCCUACGCCGAACUGGAGGAGGAUACACCCGGGCAAAUUCUCGGGGUGACCUUCCGCAAAGACGGUAAGUCGCAACAGUCCAAUUUUGCAUGGGAGAAUGUCACGCAGAAGCCCAAAGAUGAGCCAGAGUACGAGGCGCACGAUAUUAGGGAUACAAAGGAGUGGCGAAGUAGGAAAAUGGGUCCGGGUUUCUACGUCAUUUCGGGCUUUGUGCUCGUCUUUCUCUGGGGCUUGGCCUACCUCUCGCAUAACGAUGAGCUAACGUACAGGCAUGAGAUUCCCGAAGAAUUUCGCAAUGCCCCGAGGAAGAAUGCUUGAAGAGCUGGAACUUUUACCAAUUCUAGUUGAUUUUACUUUAAUUACUAUUAUUAGUUAGGGUUCCAUUUUCCCCAUUUUCCUGAACAAUGAGGAAAUAAAUGUUGUUGUGGAAGUUGCUUUUAAAGAAAAA